AUGAAGAAAAAGGAUGUCCUCAACUUCCUUGAAGUAGGAACACACUUAGGUGGCACCAACCUUGAGUUCCAAGCGGAACAGGCCGUCCGCGAGAGUGAAAACCUGGCUGAUGGAAGUGUCACCAUCUCCAGGACUACUGACCAGGAAGCUGUGCUGAAGUUUGCUGCUGCCACUGACUGGAGCCACUCACACUGCCAGCAGCUUCACUUGUGGGCCUCCACCAACCGAACCCAGGCCGCCUUCCCCGACCCCCGACUGGACUUGCGGUUACCCACCCCGGCAGACAGCACCGCCAUCCGGCACGUCCAGGGAGCUCCCUCAGCGCUUGCGCGGCCGAGGAGGCUGGCGGGAGAAGUUCUGCGCAUGUGCGCGCUGUCUGGCGGGAACACCCACGGGAGGUGGGGCGCGAGCUCGCUUCUCCAGAGUCUGAAGAGAUUGGAAAAGAAAGGCGGGUGCUGCCAAAAAGGCCACAAAACGAGGAGGAGUCUCAGGGAAGGGGCUGCCCCAGCUCCUGAGUGCACUGCUCCCCAACCUGAGGUCGUACACGAGUCUGAAGGUGCACAGGUGCUCUCGGGGCCCAUCCGGCUGCUGCCCGCUGAGGACUAA
Vicugna pacos (alpaca) is the source of this 606-nucleotide messenger RNA. Lineage: Eukaryota; Metazoa; Chordata; Mammalia; Artiodactyla; Camelidae. The record is from RefSeq and is a predicted model, not a curated record.